Botrytis porri is the source of this 1863-nucleotide messenger RNA. RefSeq lists its product as uncharacterized. The transcript has a single exon. Gene Ontology annotation, biological process: DNA-templated transcription; regulation of DNA-templated transcription; response to xenobiotic stimulus. The record is from RefSeq and is a predicted model, not a curated record. Gene Ontology annotation, molecular function: zinc ion binding; DNA-binding transcription factor activity, RNA polymerase II-specific; DNA binding. Bases 1 to 1863 code for a protein of 620 amino acids. Lineage: Eukaryota; Fungi; Ascomycota; Leotiomycetes; Helotiales; Sclerotiniaceae.
AUGGAUAAUCAAGUACUGAAUCAACCAACCGAAUCGACUCAACAAGUUCAGCCGCAAUCUUCUGCGAGAGAUCAGCAAAUCGAUCCCAACUUACCAAACCAACAAGGCUCUGACAUCCGACCUGAUAUCCGACCUGGGCGGCAACGGGUCAAACGUGCAUGUCAACCUUGCAAAUCGAGAAAGAAGCGUUGUGAUGGAUCGGAGCCUUGCGCUACCUGUAUUCGAUACGGCUACGAAUGCCAUUAUGAGCUCGGUCCGAGGAAACGGAGAAGACACACGUUGAAAGAUCACGACACGGAUGUUUCGCAAAGUCAUAGUUCACCGGACGCGAGCAUUCACCAUCGAGACGAGCGGGAGAGAGCAGAUAGUGAAAGUGCUCAUGUCCCUCAUACCAGUGGCGCUAAAGAUACAAAUCUGUGGGGGAAAGCAUUCGCGGCUUCUUUGGCCUUGAAAUUGGAUGCGGGGAAGUUGAGUAAACCGCAUUUGGCGUGGAAUUUGGGUCUGAAGGAUGAACAAUCUUAUGCUCAACCGCCGAUCACGAGAGUGAUAGGGCAAGCUGAGAUGCAGAGACUUGCGAAUCAUUAUUUCGACACGACGCAUCAAAUCUUUGGUAUUUUCAAAAGAGAUCUAUUUGAUCGGAAGAUUGUGGAGAGAUGGGGAUUAUUAAAUCUCGAAAACUCUGAUCCGCAUGAUCCCAUCUUGUGUGGUGUGGCAGCAUUGGGAUCUUUGUUUUCGGGUGGCAAUCCAAGUCCAGCAGAGGCACAGUUGGUAGAAUUAGCAAAGAUGGCGUUGGAAACAACGAGUGUGUUGAAUUAUCCUUCUCGACAUCAUGUGGUAGCAUGGGUAUUGCGGACACUUUUCUUGAGAUGUACGGCUUGUCCUCAUGCUGCAUGGAUCGCCAGUUGUACAACAAUGCACAUUAUUGAGAGUGUAGGAAUGGAGGAUGAUUCGGAUAACAGCAGUAACGACGCGGACCACGAGAGAGGAAUCGGUUGUGGAGUGUUAAAUAUGCAGAGAUUGUUCUGGAUUUCUCGACUGAUGAAUUCAUGGGUUGCAAACGAUUAUGGUCGAUCCAAAGUUACGGUGAAAAUACCUACCCCUCCUUUUCCCGCGCCCGAAAGUGAAUCCGACAUCACGCUUGAUUAUCUCAGCUUGUUUCAAGUAUCGGAACGUCUAGAUCAGGAUGUGGAUCAUACAGCCGCAGAAUUCGAAGCAGGUAUAGAAUCGAUCUACCGAUUUCAUGCUCGAUCAGACGGAGCAAUCCUUUCACAAACAAACUUGGUAUUAGGAUUGUACCGCCGUUUGCGUCUCCUCGCCUCGACGAUAUCACCUGAUACCAUUUCUCAGGUCAUAUCCAUUGGCAUGAAAGGCUUAGGAUCCGUAAUGAGAAUGGUAGAGAGUCGCCAGCCUUGGUGGCACGUUGCCAAUAUCCCUUUCCAAUUCGUCUGCAUUCUCCUCGUCAUCGAUACCCCCGAAUCUCUCUCACAUAUCGGCGAAGCUCUCGAGACUCUCGAUGCCGUAUCCCGCUGUUUCACCACGCGGUCACUUACAGAAUCGGCAGCAACCGCUCGAACGCUAGUAGAGUUAUCUCAAAAGAGAAAACAGGAAGAAAUUAAUAUUUUGGGUCAGGGUCUCAAGACCAGAUUGGAACCAAUGCAGACGAACCAAUUGCCAAUUCCGAAUUUGAAUCCCGUACAGGUGAUGCUGGCGCCGACGAUGAUGGGAAAUGCAAAUGUGAAUGGGAAUGGGAAUGGCAUGGUACCCGGGAUACCGAAUAUUGGUUCGAUGGAUUUCACGGGGUUUGAUUGGGAUUCGUUUUUGAGUAUGGAUAUUCCCGUGUUGGAUGCGACGGCGAUGCUUUGA